Molecule: messenger RNA, 2198 nt
Organism: Drosophila simulans
Lineage: Eukaryota; Metazoa; Arthropoda; Insecta; Diptera; Drosophilidae
Gene: Ttc30
Product: tetratricopeptide repeat protein 30 homolog
Exons: 5
Coding region: 162-2129 (655 amino acids)
Biological process (GO): intraciliary transport
Cellular component (GO): axonemal microtubule; intraciliary transport particle B
Molecular function (GO): protein binding; intraciliary transport particle B binding
Source: RefSeq, a predicted model, not a curated record
CAAUGCCGAACAACCAACUGUUGCGGGUUGUCCAAAGAAAAAAACGUUGCCAUGAUACUUGACGGAAAACAAAUAAGGGUCGCCAUGGAAACACCGACAAGCGACCAUAACAAAGGGCUUUCAAGUGUAUUUUUCAUUUACCAACGGACCGCUCAGCGAAAAUGUUGCAUCAGGGAAUUAUCCUGCGCGAGGGGCAUGUGACGAGGACAAUAUAUAAUCUGAUCAAGGACAAACGCUACGAGGAUGUGAUCGAGUGCAUAACCAGUUUCGGUGAGGCGGCCAACACGAGGGCGGGUCUAUCCACCCUGGGACAUUGCUACUACCACGCCCAGAAAUACGAGGAGGCGGCCACCUGCUACGAGCAGCUCUGCCAACUGGCGCCCAAGGAAGCCAAGUACAGAUUCUACUAUGCCCAGUCGCUCUAUCAGGCUGGCAUCUUUGCUGAUGCUCUGCGGGUGCUCAAGCAAAUGGGUGACCAGGAUGAUGAGCUCCGGGAGCAGUGUCUGCAGCUGCAGAGUGCGAUCCUCUACUCCAGCGAGGAUUUCGCGGGAGCACAGAGCCUGCUGAAUCAGCGGGCGGGAGGCACUGCAGAUACCCUCAACGAUGAGGGAUGCUUGCUGUUCCAGGCUGAUCAGCACGAGGCGGCGGUGCAGCGAUUUCAGGCGGCGCUUCAAGUGGGUGGCUUCAACCCAUUGGUGGCCUACAAUGUGGCGCUGGCACAUUUUCAAAAGAAACAGCGAGCCCAGGCACUGGAUUACACAUCCGAGAUUGUGGAGAGAGGAAUGCGUAAUCAUCCGGAGCUGGGAAUAGGCGCACAGGUGGAUAUUCCCGAUGGCGGUGCCAGGAGCGUGGGCAAUCCCAUCACCAUGGCCAUUUCGGGCAUAACUCAGGCACUUAAUCUCAAGGCAGCCAUAGAAUUUCAAGACGGCAAUGAGGAAGCAGCCAGGGACGCCCUCCUGGACCUUCCUCCUCGAGCCGAAAGCGAACUAGAUCCGGUCACAUUGCACAACAUGGCCUUAACCGAUGUCGAAGGUCCUGUGGCGGGUCUGAGGAAGCUGGCGUUCCUCCUGGAACUGGGUGCACCCUCCUGCCCCAAGGAGACGUUCGCCAACAUCCUGCUCAUCUGCUGCAAGAACGAACUUUACGAAACUGCUGCGGAUAUCCUGGCGGAGCACACGGACCUCACCUACAAGUAUCUUUCGCAAUAUCUCUAUGAGUUAUUGGACUCCCUAAUAACCGCACAAACAAGUGCCGAGUUGGCCGAGAAGAAACUAGGUACUCUGGCCUCCAGUCUUGCAGGUAAACUGCGCAGCUUGGCCGCAAAAGUGCAGGAGGUCAGGGCCACCAAUGAGCAACAGGCACUCAGGGAUGCCCUCAAGGACUACGAACAGGCACUGGAACUUUACUUGCCUGUGGUGAUGGCUCGAGCCUGGAUCUCCUGGCGGGAUGAUGACUUCGUCGGAGCUGAAAGGGAAUUCCAUGCCAGUGCCGAAUUCUGUUCGGAGAACUCCAUUUGGCGAUUGAAUGCAGGACAUGUGCUAUUCAUGCAGGGCGACAAAUACAAUGAGGCGGCUGCCUUUUAUGAGCCCAUCGUGCGCCAGCACUCGGAUGAUAUCAUGUCCGUUUCCGCAGCGGUGCUGGCCAACCUGUGCGUCUCCUACAUCAUGACAUUCCAGAACGAGGAGGCCGAGGAACUGAUGCGAAAAGUGGAAAAGGCCGAGGAGAUGAAGGGCAAUCUGGGCAAGCAGUACCACCAUCUGUGCAUUGUCAAUCUGGUGGUGGGCACACUGUACUGCGCCAAGUCCAACUAUGAGUUCGGCCUAUCCCGCAUCGCCCAUGCCCUGGAGGGUGGGUCUGGGAACCGGCUGUAUGCCGACACCUGGCUGCAUGUGAAGCGCUGUAUCCUGGGGCUCCUCACCGGCAUGGCCAAGCAGAACAUUAUCCUGCCCUAUGCCACCGUACAGGAGGUCCUCAACUUUCUGCGCUUUUGCGAGGCCUACGGCCUCUUUACGCCGGCCAACAUUUUUUCGGCCACCGAACAGGUGCCGGAGGAGCCACUUACAAUUGGCCUGGAGGCCAGGAAGUUGAGGCUACUACUGAUUAAGCUGAGCGAAUACGAAAACUUUUAGAUUCGGCUUUAACUGUUUAACAAAUGUAUUCAACGAAAUGAAACAUAUUAUAGUCAAAUAAGAAAUAAA